This is a messenger RNA of Fusarium redolens, 1599 nucleotides long. RefSeq lists its product as uncharacterized. The record is from RefSeq and is a predicted model, not a curated record. The transcript is spliced from 5 exons. Gene Ontology annotation, biological process: positive regulation of transcription by RNA polymerase II. Bases 1 to 1599 code for a protein of 532 amino acids. Gene Ontology annotation, molecular function: DNA-binding transcription factor activity; lyase activity. NCBI's taxonomy places the organism in Eukaryota, Fungi, Ascomycota, Sordariomycetes, Hypocreales, Nectriaceae.
AUGGUUUAUGGAUCACUCUCCGUGCAAGACGACCGGGCCAUUCCCGUGUUCGCACCACCAUACGCUUCCCAAGAACCAUUCUACUUGAGCGGGAUGACGAUUGUCUCUAUCUCUUACCGGGUUCAAGCCUCACAAAUCCAACAUCUUGUACCCCGUGAGCUGGAAAUGGAAGAAGAACCAGUCAUGACUUCCUUAUUUAUUCACUAUGGCAUUUCCACCGCUGGCGAAUACAAUGAAUACGUCCACACCAAGCAUAGGAUGUUUGAGAUAUUGUAUUCGCCGUCCCGAGCUGCUCUUGUCGACGCUGGGAGCCUGGGUGUCUUCUGGGCGAUCCUGGCAUUCUCAACUCUCCAAGAGUCUAGGGGGCCCUUCAGCCCGGCUGGUGCACCGAACGGCCAAGGAGACAUGUUCACGCCCGAGCAGCUCUAUGCCAACGCACGACAACAAAUACCAAACGAAGACGCCCGGAACCCCUGUUACGCCCAGGCUUUCUUCUUUGUCCUUGAUACUGUGGUAUUGUGCCACUUGGGCAAGCCCCCUCAUCUCAGAACGGCAGACAUCCGCUUUCUUUCUAUGCCGGCUGAGACCGGCCCGGAUGAGUGGGAACCACAGACCGCCUGCUGGCUUAAGAUUCAGGAUUGGCGGCGGACCAACUUGACCUGGGAUUACCAGCCACUAAGGGCAGUGAGCAUCUUCAACCGCUAUGUUGACCUAAUUCGCAUACUUAACGAUGCGAUAUCGGAGCCGAUAUCAGAAGAGCUCUGCAUCCAGCGCAUAUCUGCACUUGGUCGUUGGUAUGAUCAACUUCCAGAGCACUGUGCUUUCCUAUCACCAUCUGGCCGGAAUCAGCUCAAGCGAGGUCAAGGGCUAUCACCGCAACUAACAAACCUCCAUCUUGCUUUUAUGAGUACUGAGAUGUUCUUGAAGACACAAAAAAGUUCGAUUCCGCGUUAUGGAUCAUCACCAAGUACAAGUACACCAGGCUCACAAGCUUCAUUUACUGCCUCAGCAAUAUCUCUCGUGUCGGCAUUCGCAACAAAAUUUGGAGUUUCUACCAUGCCCGCUAUCUUCACGAGUUACAAGGCCAUUUGCGAAAGAAACCCCACAAAGCUUAACUUUCCGAGUCUCAACCCAAACCCUGCAGAGUCUAGUCGUCCUGGGAACUACCAUCCUCUAGGGUCGAGUUCGGACUCUGCUGCCAAUCACUUGCCAACUCGGACAGAGCACCCUGAGUAUGUCGUGGUUGGCGGAAACGAUGCAGAGACUUCUACUGGCCUGUCAUCUUCAGGUAAGGUAGGAGGAGUCGACACAUUGCAUGAGCAUGAGAAGGAAGCUUGGAAGGACUUGUUUGAUAUCGUGGAGGUAGGGGAAGCGGGUGCUUCAAAUUUUAGCUAUCACGGGGACCUCGAUCGCUUGAAUGGGAUGGAAUGUGCAUUACGAACUUCUUCGUUAGGCAAUGGUGCGCAUGCGAGGAGGCAUAUACAAUUCUUAGCCGCUAAACACAAGCCCAAUCUAGGGACGAUACAGCCAUGCCUGUGGCAGACCCAUCUUGCUGAACAUAGAGCACGGUUAUCCAAUCAUAUUCCCGGCCUUGAGUAG